GACUAAAUUGUCUUAAAAUGUUUCAUAAAAUCGCUUUUAUAACGUUGAUGUUUUACGCGGAGUUUGUUUGUUGUUAUAUUUUUCAUGUUAGAAAUAGAACAGUUGAUAAAUUAGCUUUAUAUAAUGAUGCAGAUUACUUUGAUUGGAGAGAUAAGGACGCAGUGAGUCCCGUGAAGGACCAAGGUUCAUGUGCCGCCUGUUGGGCUUUUAGUAUAAUUGCUAACAUCGAGAGCCAGAUGAAAAUCUACAACAAUGUGGAACUCGUCCUCUCCGAACAGUUUCUGAUAGAUUGUCUCAAGUCCAGCUCAGGAUGCGAGGAAGGAAGCGUGCUGAAAAGUCUUUCGGACAUAGUGUCUGAUUUUGGUGGUGUCUUGACUGAGGCUGACUACUACCCCUACGAGCAAGCAAAGCGGACAUGCAGAUGGAACGGCCGCAAGAACCCAAUGAUCCCAGUGGUGGGUUACAGACGGGUGAAAGCUAAUGAAGAUGUGAUGGCGAGGUUUGUGAGGAAAGGAACGCUGAUUGCUGGUAUAAACUCUAAAUCAAUGGACAAGUACACGGGAGGAAUUGACGAGCCAGGUGAUGAUUGUGAUCCGAAUAAGAAAGAUCAUUCCGUGUUGAUCGUCGGAUAUGGCACCUAUGUAUCUGAUGAUCAAAAAGUUCCGUACUGGAUAAUAAAGAAUUCCUGGGGGACCUCGUGGGGGGACAAAGGAUUCUACUACUUGGUGCGCGGGCGCAACGCGUGCGGCAUAGCGACGGACGUGUCUUAUGCUAUUGUCGGUAACUAGCUGAAUAAAAUUAUCAGAAAAACUCA
Messenger RNA from Plodia interpunctella (Indianmeal moth), 814 nucleotides. RefSeq names its product putative cysteine proteinase CG12163. The transcript is spliced from 5 exons. NCBI's taxonomy places the organism in Eukaryota, Metazoa, Arthropoda, Insecta, Lepidoptera, Pyralidae. Gene Ontology annotation, molecular function: cysteine-type endopeptidase activity. Gene Ontology annotation, cellular component: lysosome. The record is from RefSeq and is a predicted model, not a curated record. The coding region runs from base 18 to 788 and encodes 256 amino acids.